GUCGCGGAAACCGACGGCCCCGGCGCCGCCUCCCCUCAGCGGGCAGGGCCGGCCCCGGCAGCGCCGGCCCCGGCAGCGCCGCCCCGUUCUCUCCUCUCGCCUCCUCUCCCUCACACACAGAGACACGGACCCGGGGAGAGGCUCCCUGCGCCGGGUCGGCUUCUUCUGCCGCCGCCCCGCAGACCUAAGUUUCCGUUGUCACCUCUGCAUUACCUGAUGGAAGAUGUGUAGCUGAAAGAAGUGGCGCAUGUAACUCGGCUUCAAGAUACGGUGAGAAUGGUGUUGGAUCUAAAGUUGCUAGAUGCGUCUCAAUUGCACCUGGACGUAGACUUCUACCAAGAAGGGAAUUCCUGUGAAGAAUUGGCUGCAGGCAAAGAUAUGUGUGAAUUUUCUGCGUGAAGACUCUCAAACUGGAUUACAUAAUAAUAUGACUUAAGCAUGUGUCCUCUGGCUCUCUUAUUUUGAUCCUUAAAAAUGAGUAGGGUAGUACGUGAAAUUUAACCCAUUUUUGAUGAGUGAUCUAGACAUGAGUUUACAUCGGCAAAUGGGCUCUGAUCGGGACCUCCAGUCUUCUGCUUCUUCUGUGAGUUUGCCGUCGGUUAAAAAGGCACCAAAGAAAAGAAGAAUCUCCUUGGGCUCUCUUUUUCGGAGGAAAAAAGACACAAAACGCAAGUCUAGGGAUUUAAAUGGGGGCGUCGAUGGAAUUGCGAGCAUCGAAAGCAUUCAUUCAGAAAUGUGUACGGACAAGAACUCUAUUUUCUCCACGUGUACCUCUUCCGAUAAUGGAACAACCUCUAGCAGCAAACCAAGCGGAGACUUCAUGGAAUGCCCCUUGUGCCUUCUGCGGCACUCCAAGGACAGGUUCCCGGAGAUCAUGACUUGUCACCAUAGAUCCUGUGUGGAUUGCUUGCGGCAGUAUCUCCGGAUAGAAAUCUCUGAGAGUAGAGUUAAUAUUAGCUGCCCAGAGUGCUCAGAACGAUUUAACCCUCACGAUAUCCGUUUGAUAUUAAAUGAUGACAUCCUGAUGGAAAAAUACGAGGAGUUCAUGCUUAGGCGAUGGCUUGUUGCGGAUCCCGAUUGUAGGUGGUGCCCAGCUCCAGAUUGCGGAUACGCCGUGAUCGCGUUUGGAUGCGCCAGCUGUCCCAAACUUACAUGUGGACGAGAAGGCUGCGGGACUGAGUUCUGCUAUCACUGUAAGCAGAUUUGGCACCCGAACCAGACCUGCGAUGCCGCUCGCCAGGAGAGAGCUCAAAGUCUGCGCCUGAGAACAAUUCGUUCCUCGUCUAUCAGCUACAGCCAGGAAUCUGGAGCGGCAGCUGAUGACAUAAAGCCAUGCCCACGCUGUGCUGCUUAUAUAAUAAAAAUGAACGAUGGAAGCUGCAAUCAUAUGACUUGUGCUGUCUGUGGCUGUGAGUUCUGCUGGCUAUGUAUGAAAGAGAUCUCAGAUUUACACUAUUUAAGCCCCUCAGGUUGCACAUUUUGGGGAAAGAAACCAUGGAGCCGUAAGAAGAAAAUACUGUGGCAACUCGGGACGCUUGUUGGAGCUCCUGUAGGAAUUGCAUUAAUAGCUGGCAUUGCUAUUCCUGCUAUGAUUAUUGGAAUUCCCGUGUAUGUGGGACGGAAGAUUCACAAUCGAUACGAAGGCAAAGACAUUUCCAAGCACAAGCGAAAUUUGGCCAUAGCAGGUGGUGUAACCCUAUCUGUCAUCGUUUCUCCAGUUGUAGCUGCAGUAACUGUAGGUAUUGGUGUUCCUAUUAUGCUGGCGUACGUGUACGGAGUCGUUCCCAUUUCCCUCUGCCGGAGUGGAGGCUGUGGCGUUUCGGCAGGCAACGGGAAAGGUGUCAGGAUAGAAUUUGACGAUGAAAAUGAUAUAAACGUUGGUGGGACAAAUGCAGCUGUAGACACCACUUCAGUAGCAGAGGCGCGCCACAACCCCAGUAUAGGUGAAGGGAGCGUCGGGGGACUGACCGGCAGCUUGAGUGCAAGCGGUAGCCACAUGGACAGAAUAGGAGCCAUCCGAGACAAUCUCAGCGAAACUGCUAGCACCAUGGCCCUGGCUGGAGCCAGUAUAACAGGGAGCCUCUCAGGAAGUGCAAUGGUUAACUGCUUUAACAGACUGGAAGUACAAGCAGAUGUGCAGAAAGAACGAUACAGUCUGAGUGGAGAAUCUGGCACAGUGAGCUUGGGAACAGUUAGUGAUAAUGCCAGUACCAAAGCGAUGGCAGGAUCCAUUCUGAACUCCUAUAUCCCUUUGGACAGGGAAGGCAACAGUAUGGAAGUACAAGUGGAUAUUGAAUCAAAGCCAGCCAAAUUCAGACACAACAGUGGAAGCAGCAGCGUUGACGACGGCAGUGCUGCGGGUCGUAGUAACGCUGGCUGUUCCUCGGCCUGCGUGCCAGAGAGUAAAUCGAGUGCCACCAAGUGGUCCAAAGAAACAACAGCAGGAAAAAAAUGUAAAGGUAAGCUGCGAAAGAAAAGCAGCAUGAAGAUAAACGAGACAAGGGAGGACAUGGAUGCCCAGCUGUUGGAACAACAAAGCACAAACUCCAGUGAAUUUGACUCUCCCUCUCUUAGCGAUAGUAUUCCAUCCGUAGCAGAUUCCCACUCGAGUCACUUUUCUGAGUUCAGUUGCUCAGAUAUGGAGAGUAUGAAAACUUCCUGUAGCCACGGUUCCAGCGACUAUCACACGCGCUUUACCACGGUCAGUGUUCUCCCAGAGGUGGAAAACGACCGCUUGGAAAACUCCCCCCAGGCGAGUGGGAUCCCUGCGCCCGUCCCCGCAGCCCCGAGCACUGACGUUCCCCAGCUGAGUUACAUCGCCGAGGAAGGCGUGAACAACGCUUCUGCCACGGAUGGAGAUCCAGGUGCUGGGGAAACGCUGAAAGAAACCAACAACAACCAUUCGCAACAUGCUGCGGAGUUGAGCACUGCUAUUCAGACUGAAAUUUAAGCCAAAAAGUGCUGCAAAAACGUAUUUACCACUAAUGAACCCUGCCUGAAAGCUGGUUGAAUUACAAUGCGAUGACUUGCGUUAAGUUUCAGGUGACCAGCAGAAGCAAGGUUUUGAUACAACUGUAUUUUAUAUAUACCUGUCUAAUAAAGAAGAGUACUUCAUAUGGAUCCUAGACCUGUGUGAAGGGGCACGAAGGCUUUAACAAGUGCAUUACAGCAGUACAAAUACAUCCAUGUUUUUUUUUUGUUUUUGCCACGACUUUGCUUGAAAGCAUAUGCUUGGUGUACUUAGGUAAAAAAAAAAAAAAAAAAAAUUAAAAAAUUGGGUAAUCGUUAAUGUUAAAUGCUAAAAUGAAUACUAUGUCCUGCACUGUUCACUUGAAAAAUAUGGGGUUUGGGAUAAAUGGGUGUUAGCUGAGCAUUAGUGACUUAAAACCAUUCUAGUGUGAACUCUAAGGGAAGCAAAAGUUUUGCAGAGACCUGUCCAAACACCUUUCAGCAGUGAAUAUUCAUGAGCAUCAUUUUGUUUCAUAACUGGACACACUAUUUAGAAUGCACGUAGAACGACUCGCGUGUCUUCAGGUGGAUGUAGCCUGUGUCAGAAGCGUUUGCGUGUACACUUUGAGCAAGGUUACGGCAUUUUAUAUGGUUUUGAAACAGAAGAAAUUGGUACUUAAUGCGUGGCAGAAUGGAGACAUCACCCAUGAAGAGCAGUGGGGUCACUUGUUUAUUCAUGCAACCAACCAUGCGGCAGAUAAGGCUACUAUAUAUUGUGUAAAACCUGUAGAGUAACAGUCCAUUGAUUUAUAAGCAUUGUAGAAAAGCAGAUGCAGUCACCUUUCAUGAGGGGGGAAAAUUGGUGCCCCAUCAAUUCUCGGUGCCUUCGGAAAAGACUGGGUUUGAAGUGCCUGGUCGCUUGAGGAUUUUACUGUAAUGUUUUCCAGAAUGUCCUCUUUGGCCACCUUCAAUCACAAAAGAAAAUCCUAGUGAAUAAAAUGACUGUGGUAGAUAAAUGUAUAAUAAUGAUAAAGCAUUAGCCUACCAAAGACUCACUCAGGCUUUCGUGAAUGACGUUCACAUGACAUCUCCUUGCAAGGCGUGCGUUCCUGCAGUCCCCGAAUCAGAGUGCAGUGCAAUGACUGCCCACGUGCAAAGAUGGGUUCCAAAUAUGCUGGCUUUUUUGUUUGUUUGUUUCUUUUGCAUACGGAAGAUGUACAGCUGAACACAAGCUGAAGUUGGCCAAAGCGCCUGCACUGUUAAUGUUUUUUUUUUGUUUUGUUUUGUUUUUUUUUUUUGCUAUGUAAAUCACUAAAAAUGGGAAAAGAAAUUGUGAAUAUCAGAAUAACAGUUAACGAUGUUCUGUCUUGUGUUUCAUGUAUUGCCAUUAUGGUGCUACUGGAAGUUUGGUUGGAUAAAAAGAAAAUGCCAUGAGCUGCAGUCCUCUUCCAUGACUUACCCUCACCAGUUUCAUGAAUAUGCUUAUAACACUAGUGCCAGUUAUGUUAUUUGAUAAUGCUUGUUACAGUAUUUGUAUAUUUGCAAUUCAGUUUUGCUCAAUAAUAUGCGUGUAAACUGCAUAUCUGAAAUAAAUGUCUAAAUACUGA
Anas platyrhynchos (mallard) is the source of this 4556-nucleotide messenger RNA. RefSeq names its product ring finger protein 19A, RBR E3 ubiquitin protein ligase (gene RNF19A). Gene Ontology annotation, molecular function: ubiquitin-protein transferase activity; zinc ion binding. Gene Ontology annotation, biological process: protein ubiquitination. The record is from RefSeq and is a predicted model, not a curated record. Lineage: Eukaryota; Metazoa; Chordata; Aves; Anseriformes; Anatidae.